This is a messenger RNA of Vigna angularis (adzuki bean), 1356 nucleotides long. Its product is annotated as 4-hydroxy-tetrahydrodipicolinate synthase, chloroplastic. The record is from RefSeq and is a predicted model, not a curated record. The transcript has 3 exons. The coding region runs from base 68 to 1270 and encodes 400 amino acids. Gene Ontology annotation, molecular function: 4-hydroxy-tetrahydrodipicolinate synthase activity. Lineage: Eukaryota; Viridiplantae; Streptophyta; Magnoliopsida; Fabales; Fabaceae.
UGUUACAAUUUAAUAACAUAUAACACCGUUUCCUUAGUCAACGCUUGCAACCGCUGUCGAUUCUCUUAUGUUUUCCAACUCUUUCGAAGCGAAACCGUUGUUCAGAGCUUCAAUCGGGUCGGAUCUUAGUGUCAGUUUCAGUUCGGGUCAAGUGACCAUGUUGAAGAACAGUUGUAGUUGCAGCAUGUCGACCGCAGAACCCGGUUCAGUGUUUUUCCGCUCCGUUUUCAGAACUUGCAGCAAGAGAAAAGAUCCUAAGAAUACUACAUACUGGAAGCCUCCACAAGCAUCUGCAGGAAAUGAUUUUCACCUCCCAAUGAGCAGUUCAGUGGUUAAAAAUAGGACAUCAAUGGAGGGCAUUAGGAGUCUGCGAUUGAUAACAGCGGUUAAAACUCCUUAUCUACCUAACGGCCAAUUUGAUCUUGAUUCAUAUGAUAACUUGGUGGAUAUGCAGAUUGCAAAAGGCAUUGAAGGUAUUCUGGUUGCAGGCUCAACUGGUGAAGGCCAACUAAUGACCUGGAGUGAACAAAUAAUGCUUAUUGCACACACAGUUAACUGUUUUGGGGACAGAGUUAAGGUUGUUGGUAAUGCUGGAAGCAACUGCACAUCAGAGGCAAUUAAAGCCACUGAGAGAGGUUUUGCUGUUGGAAUGAAUGCUGCACUUCAUAUAAGCCCUUACUAUGGCAAAACCUCUUUGGAUGGUUUGGUUGCUCACUAUUACAGUGUACUUUCCAUUGGCCCCGUCAUUGUAUAUAACAUACCUACAAGGACUAAUCAAGAUAUUCCUCCCAGUGUAGUUCAAACCUUGGCUCAAAGUCCUAAUUUGGUUGGUGUCAAGGAGUGUGUGGGAACUGAGAGGAUCAAACAAUAUACAGAUGAAGGGAUUGUUGUAUGGACAGGGAAUGAUAAAAUGAGCCAUGAUGCUAGAUGGGAUUUUGGAGCUGUUGGAGUUCAAUCUGUUGCUAGCAACCUAGUUCCUGGUUUGAUGAGAAAACUCAUGUUUGAAAACAAGAAUGUUACACUGAAUUCAAAGCUGAUUCCUCUGUUUGAUUGGCUUUCUCAAGAGCCUGUGCCUAUUGCUUUGAACACUGCUCUUGCUCAACUUGGGGUCAUCAAACCAGUUUUCAGACUACCCCAUGUUCCCUUGCCUGUGAAUAAAAGGAUAGAGUUUGUCAAUUUGGUGAAGCAAAUGGGUCGAGAGCAUUUUGUUGGAGAAAAAGAUGCUCAAGUUCUUGAGAAUGAUGACUUUAUCGUAGUUGGUAGAUAUUGAAGUAGAUUACCAUGUUCUUCUAGUCUCUGUAUAAGUUAACACUUUUGGCCUUGUUAUUCUUUUGAAAGUUUGGUGAUGUUCAAAAA